Trametes versicolor FP-101664 SS1 is the source of this 1253-nucleotide messenger RNA. RefSeq names its product actin depolymerizing protein. NCBI's taxonomy places the organism in Eukaryota, Fungi, Basidiomycota, Agaricomycetes, Polyporales, Polyporaceae. Gene Ontology annotation, molecular function: actin monomer binding; actin filament binding. The record is from RefSeq and is a predicted model, not a curated record. Gene Ontology annotation, cellular component: actin filament; cytoplasm. The transcript has 6 exons. The coding region runs from base 1 to 1065 and encodes 354 amino acids. Gene Ontology annotation, biological process: barbed-end actin filament capping; actin filament depolymerization.
AUGUCUGCGCCCACCGGCAUCACUGUCUCUCCAGAGCUUGCUUCUGCAUUCUCAGACGCUGUCGACUCCAACAACAUUCGCUUCCUCAAGGUCUCAAUCGAGAAUGAAUCCCUCGUGCCCAGUGACGCGGUCGCCCCCUCUGGUACGCUAGAAGAGGAUUUGGACAAACUCGUCGACAUUCUGGAGGACAACGUGCCGGCAUACAUCCUUGUUCGGCUGGAUGAUCCUCCGACAGAAUGGCUAGCCAUAUAUUAUGUACCGGAUAAUGCCAAAGUCAGGGAUAAGAUGUUGUAUGCUGCUACGCGCACGACCCUCACCAAGAGCCUCGGAUCGGCGCACUUCACGGACAACAUCUUCGCGACUUCGAAGGACGAUAUCGGCGCAGGAGCAUACGCGAAGCACAAGCGUCAUAUUGCCGCGCCGCCUCCGAUGAGCGCCAGAGAGAAGGAGAUGGAAGCCGUUAAGGCAGCAGAGCGCGAAGCGGGAGGAAGAAUCUACGAAGGCAGUCGGGCAAGGCAGAGCCAUGUUGGCCAGGGUGUUGGCCUGAACUGGACAGACGAGGCUGCGAAUGCAAUCAAAGAGCUCGGCGCGGCAGAAGAUAGCCGUCUUGUGGUCCUUUCGAUUGAUCCCGCUACGGAAUCCUUGCUGCUCACCUCUGCGCAGGAGGUUGACGUCUCUGGCCUCAGCAGCGCGCUUCCGGCCUCCGACCCUUCGUACGCAUUCUUCGCCUGGCCACAGAACAUUACGUCGCCCCCACGCAGGGAUGUUGUCCCAAUCUACUCUUGCCCGUCCGCCUCGGCAGUGCGACACCGUAUGCUGUACUCCAGUGCAGUUCUUUCCGUAGUGCGCGAAGUCAAGGAACUCUUGAGCUCGUCGGGAAGCAGUUCUACCAUCGCAUCGCGGAAGGUCGAGACGUCAGAUCCCUCGGAGCUAGAUGAGAAGUACCUCAUAGCCGAGCUUGGACUUUCAAGCACCGGUGCGUCCGCGGCCACGGCAGGCGUUCCUACGGAGGGUUCGGACAAGAAGCCGUUUGCGCGGCCGAAGGGUCCCGGCAGAAAACGGUGAAGGACGGUCAUCGCCGAUGUGCAUAACGAAGAAGAUCAAAGCAGAAGGAAGGAUGAAUCACCUAGGUCGUACGAAUGGAUUGCGCUGGUGUUUGAAGGGUUAUAUGUACAGUGGCCUACAACGACCCAAACUAUUAGUCCCAAACGUCCUAAAUCUGCCUACGGUGUAUGUAAAACAGUUUACGCGGA